AUGGCCGCUCCGUCUCUGUACCUUCUGCUCCUCUGCUCCCUCGCGUGCCUGGUCCCCUCCUCGCGCUCCCGCACCCUCUUCCUCCCCUUGGCCAAGGACCCUUCCACGCUCCGGUACGUGGCCACCGUCUACCACGGCCCUUCCCUCGACCCGGUCGACCUCGCCGUGGAUCUCGGCGGCCCAUCUCUCUGGCUCGACUGCUCCGCCUCCUCCUCCCCGUCCGCCGUCCGUCCAGUCCCCUGCCGUUCGAUCCAGUGCCUGGCCGCGACGUCCGACGCUUCCGGGCUCCGCCGCGCGUGCGCGAGCGGGGCCUCCGCCGUCUGCGGGCCGUGGCGGUCGAUUCCGUUGACGGGUCCGGGGAGAUCGGUCGCGGCCGUCGACCGGUUCCUGAUCUCCUGCGCGCGCGGGCCGCCGGGAUAUGGAGCGACCGGCGUCAGGGGGACGUUGGGCUUGGGACGGAGUCGGAUUUCGCUGCCGUCGCAGGUGGCGACGGCGUUCGGCGUCCGCCGGAGGUUCUUCGCGUGCCUAUCGGCGUCGGAGGGCGUCAUCGUCGCCGGCGACGGGCCGUUCUUCCCCCGCGUCGACGGCGACAUCUCCAGAUCCCUGACCUACACGCCCCUCGCGACCGCCAAGUGGGCGCGGUCCUCGGACUACCUCAUCAACCUCACCUCCAUCAAGAUCGACGGCAAGCGGCUCUCCCUCGACUCCUCGUCGCCGCCGCACUCGAUCAAGCUCAGCACCGCGAUCCCGUACACCGCCGUGGCCAGCCCGAUCUACCCCGCCUUCGCCGAGGCCUUCGCGGGAGCGGCCUCGGCCAUGGGGAUGGCCAGGGUCCCGCCGGUGGCGCCGUUCGGGGUGUGCUUCGACCCGAGAACCGUCGCCGCGACGGGGGCCGGGCCCGACGCGCCCGCGAUCGAUCUGGUGCUGCAGAGCGAGAUGGUGAGGUGGAGGAUCGGCGGGUCGAACUCGAUGGUGAGGGCGAGCGACGAGGCGACGUGCUUGGGGGUCGUGGACGGCGGCGACGGGCUGAGGAGCACGGUGGUGCUGGGAGGGCACCAGCUGGAGGACGUGCUGCUGGAGUUCGAUUUCGGGGGCUCGAGGCUGGGGUUCGGCCCGCCGCUGUCGGCGAGGCGAUUGGCCUGUUCCGACCUGAGGUCGGAGUUCAAUUCCAUGGCGUUUCCGUCGCUAUAGAUGCAAUCCUUUCAAGAUGAAUUUGGGGUGUACAGAAGUUCUGAUUGGAAGAAGCCAAAGGGACAAGGAACCAAAAUUAGAAAUAGUACUGGAACUACCAUAGCUUUAGUUCUUACAGUUGAGCCAGAAUUGUAUAUAGGGGUAGGGACAUAGCAAGUAUCCGUAUUUUUGUCGGUUUUGAGAUCGGGUAUGCGUAUAUCUUUUUAUUCAAUCGAGUACCUCAAUUUUGUAAGUUUGGAUCGGUCCGAGGUCGUUGGUAAGAUCGUGAAUGGCAAUGCCAAUUUGAUCGCUAA
Molecule: messenger RNA, 1484 nt
Organism: Syzygium oleosum
Lineage: Eukaryota; Viridiplantae; Streptophyta; Magnoliopsida; Myrtales; Myrtaceae
Product: probable aspartic proteinase GIP2
Exons: 3
Coding region: 1-1191 (396 amino acids)
Biological process (GO): proteolysis
Molecular function (GO): aspartic-type endopeptidase activity
Source: RefSeq, a predicted model, not a curated record